CACUCCAUCACACCGUACUUGCUCAUUCCAUUAGCCGAAAUGGGUUUCAAUUUUGUUUUUAUUUUUUCUUUUUUGUUCUGUUAACAUCACAUUUUUCUCAUGAUAUAUUGCUUAAUCAAAUGCUUCUCCUAUCUUAUAGCUCAAAAUCCAAAUUUUUGUACGUCUUCUUAAGGAAAUUUAUCAGACAAAUCUUUCCAUUGUUAUUGUUUUUGAUGCGGUUCAUCAUACGUAGGACAAGUGAGACCCACGUUAUAUCAGCAUUAGAUGAUCUCGCAGCUUUACCCAAAAAUAUUUAAAUCUAACGAGCAUAGGCCUCAGCUUAUUCAUUUGGUGCCACAAAUCAAAACUAUUCUGAUACGUAGCAACAUUUGUCAGGAGUCUGGGGAUCCCUAGUACAUAUCCCUCCUCCAUCUGUUUCAAAGUCCUCCGAAAGGGAAAUCGAAAAUUAUUAGGUUUUACAAAUGUCUUCUAAUACGGUACUGUAUUAUGAGAAUUGUGAAGGUUGCAAGGUUGAUGCGCGUAAAGACGAGCACAAAGGUGUGCCAUAUAAAGAAUUGUUCUUUAUAUGGGUUGUUUGUUUAGCUUCUUCUCUACCUAUAUCAUGUCUCUUUCCGUUCCUAUACUUCAUGAUAAAGGAUUUCCACAUUGCCAAAAAGGAAGAAGAUAUUGGAUUUUAUGCAGGAUUUGUAGGGUCAGCGUAUAUGUUUGGAAGAGCUUUGACCUCAAUUUUAUGGGGAAUGAUAGCUGAUCGAUAUGGUCGAAAACCUGUUAUAAUCAUCGGGACUUUGGCAGUGGUAGUCAUGAACGCUUUAUUUGGUCUCAGCACAAAAUUUUGGAUGGCAAUUUCUACGAGGUUUAUCCUAGGAUUGCUUUGUGGUUUACUUGGCCCCAUCAAGGCAUAUGCUUGCGAAGUUUGCCGACCUGAACAUCAAGCUGUGGGACUAUCACUUAUCACGACAUCAUGGGGGGUAGGCUUGGUCAUUGGCCCAGCCAUGGGAGGCUUUCUGGCAAAGCCUGCAGAGAAAUAUUCGAAACUAUUUCCUAAGGGAUCUCUCUUUGCGAGAUUUCCAUACUUUCUACCCUGCCUAUGUAUAUCAUUUUGUGCAGGACUAGCAUUUAUAGUUUGUUGGUGGCUCCCGGAGACAUUGCACACACAUAGUGGAACAAAUGAAGAACAAAAUGUGAAGGAUAGAAAUGAAAAUCUACUAGAGACGGGUACAACCGGAUCAGACUCUAAGAGAAGUCCUUUUAAGAAUUGGCCGUUAAUGUCAUCCAUCAUCGUAUAUUCUGUUUUCUCGCUUCAUGACAUGGCGUAUUCAGAGAUUUUCUCAUUGUGGGCAGUGAGUCCUAAAAAGUUUGGCGGACUGAGCUUUUCAACUAAGAAUGUUGGUUUGGUACUUUCAAUCACAGGAUGUGGUCUAAUUAUCUCCCAACAAAUUCUAUAUCCAAUGUUUGAGAGGAUUUUUGGUCACAUGAAGAUUACUCGUAUUGCCUCGGUUUUGACGAUACCAUUGUUAACAAGUUACCCAUUUAUGGCCAAGUUUUCUGGCUUGAGCCUUUCUUUAGUGUUAAAUUGCGCGUCUAUAUUGAAGAACGCAUUUUAUAAUGCGAUUCUCACUGGAUUAUUCAUUAUUCAAAACAACGCCGUGCCUCAACACCAAAGAGGAGCUGCAAAUGGUAUUGCAAUGACCUCAAUGUCUCUAUUCAAGGCAUUUGGUCCAGCCGGAGGUGGUGCUAUAUUUUCAUGGGCUCUCAAACGCAUGGAUGCGUCCUUUCUCCCAGGUGUUCACAUGGUUUUCUUCAUCUUGAAUGUGAUUGAAGUAGUUGGAUUACUAUUGACGUGCAAAGCGUUUCUCCCACUUCCUAAGAGCAAGGGCCAGGAGAUUGAAUGUUUUCAAAAUGAAAGAGGAUCUAGGUGAUUCGGUGAAAAUCCAACCAAAUGUAUUAGACAAUGAACCCACAUUUGGGUGAUACUCCCACAAAUUGAGGAUGCUCAGGGUUAUUGUACUUAGAGACUUAUGUCUUGUUCCAAUUGUCCGCACGCAAAAUGAUUGAUUUAUUGUACCUGAAAAUAAGAUUCCAAAAAAACAAAUUAGCAAAAUCAAAGAAUGCAAAAACAGAAAAUUAAAU
Molecule: messenger RNA, 2130 nt
Organism: Papaver somniferum (opium poppy)
Lineage: Eukaryota; Viridiplantae; Streptophyta; Magnoliopsida; Ranunculales; Papaveraceae
Product: protein ZINC INDUCED FACILITATOR-LIKE 1-like
Exons: 17
Coding region: 462-1919 (485 amino acids)
Biological process (GO): transmembrane transport
Molecular function (GO): transmembrane transporter activity
Source: RefSeq, a predicted model, not a curated record